This is a messenger RNA of Ceratitis capitata (Mediterranean fruit fly), 1329 nucleotides long. RefSeq lists its product as uncharacterized. Lineage: Eukaryota; Metazoa; Arthropoda; Insecta; Diptera; Tephritidae. The record is from RefSeq and is a predicted model, not a curated record. Bases 443 to 1309 code for a protein of 288 amino acids. The transcript is spliced from 5 exons.
ACUUCAAAAAAUUAAAAACACAAUUUCGCGGUAAGAAAUAAAAAAAAAAUUGAAAUCAGUCUGUAGUAAGCAAUAGUCUACGAUAAAAAAUAACACUUAAAAAAAUAUAAAAACGUAGCAGAAAUAAACAUAUCCAGUAGACAUCGUUCUACACUCAUGAAUACAAAGCAACCAAAAACCUAGCUUGUGUGAGCAAAUCCUCCCGCCCAAAAAACUAAAACAAAUUAAUAAAAACACACAUUAAAGUGCAAAACAACUCCAUAGAAAAAAAAUCUGCUGUCUACACUGCAGAACUAAAAUCACACAAAUAUAAACGAAUUUAAGCAAAACAUCAAACAGCUAUCCGACACAACCAGUCCAUUUACGAGAAUUUACAUCAUACUAAGAACAAGGUGAGCUUAUCGCUCCGCCAUAUAAAUAAAAAAAAGUUUAUUUAGUAAAUAUGUCCAUGAUAGACGAUGUAACAUUCAUUGGAAACGACAAAGACUGCACUCAUAUUUCCCAAUCAUUUCGGGACCAAAAGCAAUUUGAAUUAUUCAUACGACGGAAUCAAUUAAUCAAAAUAAUUGAGGGCGCAACGGAAAACUUUGUAAAAAAAUAUCGUGAAAGCCAAAAACCUGAGCUGGCACUGGGACCUUUAUUUGUGCCACUGCGAUUAGAAUAUUCGGAAUUCAUUAAAAACGAUGCCAUUGAACUUUUGCAUCUGGCUGUAGAAGAGCCACUGCAAUUUUUUGACGCUGCAAAGUAUUGCAUAUAUGGAUUAGUCCGCGAACGUAUUAAAUUAGCUGCAAGUACGGAAGGUUGUGGAGCUCUUAAGGUUAUUGACAUUGAUCAGAUUCAUCUGCAAGUACGUUUUACUGGAUUGCCAUUGCAGAAAGAUCUGAAUUUCGCUCCAUUUAAAAAUAAUUGGCUGCCGGGCCUUUCUUGGACAACUGGUAUUAUAUCAGCAAUCUCUGAACCGCAAUUUGCAAUUUUACAAUCGAUUUGGUAUUGUUCAACUGGAUGCAACCGCAAUAAAAUUAAUACGGACUCUAUAAAUGCUCCUAUUUGCUAUACUUGUGGACGUUAUAUGAAUGAAUAUGCAAAAUUGCGUAUAACUGAGAAAUAUCAUUUACUGCGCAUACUACCAGCCUACAGCCUUGAAAACCCUAGGGUGACGGAUAAAAUUUUUCGUUCACUUACGAUUCACGUCAGAGAACACGUACAUGACUGUGAGCUUCGUCUCGGUAAAAGUUAUCUCAUAACAGGAUAUUACGAUUAUACACACACUGGGCAAAUAUUUCAAGCAUGGAGCGUAAUGACACAUUAGAAACCACGUUCGCUUCAAGC